Messenger RNA from Capsicum annuum, 2015 nucleotides. RefSeq lists its product as uncharacterized. Lineage: Eukaryota; Viridiplantae; Streptophyta; Magnoliopsida; Solanales; Solanaceae. Gene Ontology annotation, molecular function: nucleic acid binding; RNA-DNA hybrid ribonuclease activity. Bases 554 to 1828 code for a protein of 424 amino acids. Gene Ontology annotation, cellular component: cytoplasm; nucleus. Gene Ontology annotation, biological process: microtubule-based process. The record is from RefSeq and is a predicted model, not a curated record. The transcript has 3 exons.
AGAUGUUUCAUGGAGGAAGGAGUAGAAGCCACAGUUGCAUAAAAUGAAUGAAUUUGGGUAUGAAACGUGGUUUUUAUUUCUCAAAAAAAUUCAUUUCCCCAUCAUGCAAAUAACAUAACAUGCAUUGCUUGGGUUAUUCUUUUUUCUAUGUGCCAUGUAAGCACAAUAGUUGCCAAGUGGGAGAGGCAGUUAUAAUAGUCAAAGGGCGCGUAGCAAAAGUAUUUGGAGCACUGCACUCUUCUCUCACACAACCAAAUUCUUUUGAUGGAUCAGAAAACCGUUUUUCCCAUUCAUUUCCUUUUAUAUUAAGCUUGUUGAAGCUGAAAAUCAACUACAAUUCCAUAAAUUCUGUAUUAUUUGAAGCCUUUUCAUCCCAUGGAUUGAAAAUAGCUCUUCAAUGGCGACGCACUGCAGCUGAGUUUUACCCAUCGACUUUGUUAUUACUUGCAGGUUUGUACCAAGACCAGAGCACAAGCGAUUCUAGCUGCAUUUUAGCUGUUUCAGAUAGGGUUUAAACUGCUAGAGGCCAACAUUAAAUUUGAACCUGAUAAAGAUGGAUUUUGGUGAGAAUAUGGAGUCAAAUGUUGAGUUUCACAUAAAAGAUGAAGCAAAAAGGCUGCUUAAAGAGAUUGAACUGGUGAAGAAGAAUGUUGAGAACUCUAAGUUCUAUACGGGAAUGCGAUUGGAUCUCAAAGAGAAUGACACAAUCCAAAAAAAAAUAUUUGGCCUUUUAGGUUCCUCUAAAAAGUUUCAGGUGGUAAUCUAUGGUUUGGGAAGCACCGAAUACAGUUUUCGUUCCCAAUUUCAGCUUGCUGUAGCUCUCCUACUAAAACAAGAUUUUCCCAAUUGGAUUGACAAUAUAGAAAUAUAUGAUCCCUGCAUGUCUCCAGCUGAUAUCAUAGUGUUCAAAAAACUAGGUCUUGAGGUUCUCACCGUUGAUGAAAAUUGUAAAAGGACAGCUCAGAGACCAACAAUAUUCUACAUGCCUAAUCCUUAUUUUUAUCUUGUUGGCAACCUGUUGGGAGCAAAUUGGUCUUCAUCUUGUCUUAACCAGAUCUGUUUGCUGACAAACUCAUUUCGCACUAUGUUGUCCGAAAUGCCACAAGCUAGUCAAAAUCUAGAAACAAGACUACGCUUACUGGAAGUUCUCGACUUCACAACUGAGAUUGACAUAAAAACUAGUGACAGUCAGAUGUAUGCUAAUUUGUUCUCAACAGAGAUUGCCUGGCAUUUCUUUGAUGUGGAUCCCAAGAUUGACAUUGACAAACCGGAAUGGUAUUGGUUGUACAUGCAAAGGUAUCUUGAAGACGUAUUUUUGGAAGAUAUGGGAAAGGAUCAUUUGACUGGAACGCAAUUUGCAAAUAUUUUUGGUGUUGAGCGUGGGCCUCGUCGUUUAAGAUGCAACAAGGUUCCUCAUCCUCCAGGUUGGAUUAAGCUAAACAUCUGUGGAAUUGGUACAAAGGGUGAUCAGAUAGGGCGAUGUAGCGGCAUCUUCAAAGAUGAAAAAGGGAAGUGUUUUGAUAUGUAUAAGGGUGACAUUGAUGUUGAAGACAAUGUGAUUGCUGGAAUAGAGGCCUUGAAGCUUGGGUUGGCCAGAUGCGUGGAAGGAAGGACAAAUGCAGAGAAAUUGAUUGUGGAGUCCGAUAAUGUUAUACUUGUCCAAUAUGUUAAUGGUCGCCCUGAGCCAAAUGAAACGACCAUGCACAAGUUGACGGAAGUUUUUGACUUGCUGAAAUGUAUAACUUGUGCAGUUUACCAUAUCUAUGAAGAAGCCAAUGAAGCUGCUAGAGACUUGGUUCUGAGCGCUGAAUGUCCCAAUAGUGCAUAGAUAGCUUUAUUUUUUUACUCAAAAGGGUUAAGGUGAAUAUUUCUAGGUCGAACUGAGGCUUCAAAUUCAAUAUGCAUUUUAUGGCAACUGAUGUUUUUACCAGAAUUUGUCUAAGGUUGGAGACACUUGAAUUACUUGCUAGACUUUGCUUAAUUGUGCUUUUGAAUGUUUACCAGGAUUUGUCAAA